Molecule: messenger RNA, 2207 nt
Organism: Exserohilum turcica Et28A
Lineage: Eukaryota; Fungi; Ascomycota; Dothideomycetes; Pleosporales; Pleosporaceae
Exons: 3
Coding region: 166-1818 (550 amino acids)
Cellular component (GO): cytoplasm
Molecular function (GO): phosphoprotein phosphatase activity
Source: RefSeq, a predicted model, not a curated record
GCCUUGUUCCGCCCGCCCACAGUUCGCCCGGUUUCGCCAGGUUUCGCCAGAUUUCGCCAGAGGCACCAGGCCAUGGAGAGGGGCCCGGCCCGCUGCGAAAACCCCACGUCCUAAACCCCUCGCUGCCUUGAUGCGCCUUCGCCUGCACCUUGGACGGCCUCUACCAUGACGCGCCGCAUAGUCCGGACGGGCGUCCAGCUCGUCGCCAUCACCAUCGUCAUCUCGCUCGCCCUCUUCUUCCUCGACAACCGCUACCGCGUCCUCCCCCAGUCGGUCCACAGCCACCUGCCGCUCCACCACGACGGCCUCGUCAUCACCGACAUCACCGUGCAGACGUGCUCGACCCUCAACCCGUUGUCCAAGUGCAUGCUCGACCAGAAGAAAUGGCACCGCAUCGAGAAGGACCUCUACCUGGCCAAGGGCUGGCUGUACAAGGCCUAUGUGCACAUCAAGCGCAAGCGCGAGGAGGAGCUCCAGACCGACGACAAGGUCGUCGUCGAUGUCCGCACCGGCAAGCUCGACCCGUCGAUUGGAGAAAAGGCCCAGGCUUCUGAAAAGUGGGAGUCGCGCCCGGCAGGCGUGUGGAUCAAGCGGUCGCUCAAGCGCCAUGCGAGCGACUCCAACAAGGCCGUGACGGCCGUCGACAUCUUGUUCGGCGCCGAUGCCGUGGAGCCUCGCCCGGGCUGGGCAUUGGUCAAGAACGGCGCUCUGAACCUCGACACCAGCAAGGGCAGUACCGACCCGCGCCUGACGAUACGGAGAGGCUCGGCGGUCAAGCUCCAGAAGCCAGUGCCCAAGAUCCGGAAAGACGGCAAGUUCAAGAUUAUGCAGAUAUCGGAUUUGCACCUCAGCACCGGUCUCGGCAAAUGCAGGGACGAAGAGCCCAAGGGCGCAAAUGGCGGACACUGUGACGCCGAUCCUAGAACAAUCGAGUUUGUUGAGCGUGUGCUCGACGACGAGAAGCCCGACAUGGUUGUCUUGUCCGGCGACCAGAUCAACGGCGACACGGCUCCGGAUGUUCAGAGCGCCAUGUUCAAGAUUGUCGAUCCGCUCGCUGAGCGCAAGAUACCCUAUGCUGCCAUCUUUGGCAACCAUGACGACGAGGGCACCCUCUCGCGUCAGGCACAAAUGCAUCUCUAUGAUUCACUACCUUUUUCUCUAAGCGAAGCCGGUCCCAACACCAUUGACGGCGUCGGCAACUACUUUGUCGAGAUCCAGGCCCACAGCAGCAAGCAUUCCGCCCUGACGCUCUGGUUUCUCGACACACAUUCCUACUCGCCCGACGAGACGCACUACCGCGGCUACGACUGGAUCAAGCCCAACCAGAUUGAGUGGUUCAAGGCCACUGCCGAAAGCCUCAAGGAUGCGCAUCGCCACUACACCCACAAGCACCUCGACAUGGCCUUUAUCCACAUUCCGCUGCCCGAGUACGGCAUCCGCGACAACGACCGCGUGGGCAACUGGACCGAGCCCAUUACAGCGCCCGCCUUCAACACGCAUUUCAAGGACGCCCUCGUCGAGUUCAACAUCAAAUCCGUCUCGUGCGGCCACGACCAUGUCAACGACUACUGCGCCCUCUCCAAGGCCCCUGAAACAGGCGAGCCGGAAAUCUGGAUGUGCUAUGCUGGAGGCAGCGGCUUCGGCGGCUACGGUGGUUACAACCAUUAUCACCGCCGUCUCCGCGUGUUCGAAAUCGACACCAACCAGGCGCGCAUUGUCACGUGGAAGCGGCUCGAGUACGGCGACAUUGACAAGAGGCUCGAUCAGCAGAUUAUCGUCGACUCGGGCAGAGUGGUGCCGCUUCAGAAUGAGAACUAGUGGCGUGUACUGGGUAAGAAGUAGUAGGUACGAAAAGCAAGUGAGAGUUUGAAGAGAGGAAUAGGCAACUAUAAUCGGAUUCCAAGAGAACAUGUUUCUCUUGCCGAGGGCGUUUAAUGGAAUGGAAAACCGGUGUAGGUAGCAUGUCAUGGGGUUAUUGAUAUUUCAAAGUAGCUAAGAAAAAAAAAGACUGAAAUCAUGGGUGUUUCGGGGGGUGUUGCACAAAAUUAAAAGUAUGUAUGCAUGUGGGUCGAGACAUAGUACACAUACUACACAUGCACAUGCAGUUUGUUUGUGUUUGUGUUCUGAGGAAGUAGUGAGGGGAUGGAGAGAGAGGAAGGGGAAUGAAGGAAAGGAAAGGAAAGGAAAGGGAAGGGAAGGGAAAGGAA